This is a messenger RNA of Phodopus roborovskii (desert hamster), 2283 nucleotides long. It is a transcript of the gene Lman2l, whose product is annotated as lectin, mannose binding 2 like. The coding region runs from base 36 to 1112 and encodes 358 amino acids. The transcript is spliced from 9 exons. Gene Ontology annotation, cellular component: COPII-coated ER to Golgi transport vesicle; endoplasmic reticulum membrane; endoplasmic reticulum-Golgi intermediate compartment. Lineage: Eukaryota; Metazoa; Chordata; Mammalia; Rodentia; Cricetidae. Gene Ontology annotation, molecular function: D-mannose binding. The record is from RefSeq and is a predicted model, not a curated record. Gene Ontology annotation, biological process: endoplasmic reticulum organization; endoplasmic reticulum to Golgi vesicle-mediated transport; Golgi organization.
GCGGGCUUUCUGAUGAAGGGCCGGCGGUGGGAAAGAUGGCGGCGGCAGGGAGACCCUCCUGGUGGCGGCGGUGGCGGCUGCGCGCGUGGGCUCGGGACGGGGCCAGGCUACUGCUCCUUCUCCUCCUGCUGGGGUCUGUGCAGGGCCCGUGGCACGUCAGGGCGGGACAAGCGGUGGAGUACUUGAAACGCGAGCACUCGCUGUCGAAGCCCUACCAGGGUGUGGGGACGAGCAGUUCUUCGCUGUGGAACCUGAUGGGCAAUGCCAUGGUGAUGACCCAGUAUAUCCGUCUCACUCCAGACAUGCAAAGUAAACAGGGCGCCUUGUGGAAUCGGGUGCCAUGUUUCCUGAAAGACUGGGAGCUGCAGGUGCACUUCAAGAUCCAUGGACAAGGGAAGAAGAAUCUGCAUGGCGAUGGCCUGGCAAUCUGGUACACAAAGGAUCGAAUGCAGCCAGGGCCUGUGUUUGGAAACAUGGACAAAUUUGUGGGGCUGGGAGUGUUUGUAGACACCUAUCCCAAUGAGGAGAAGCAGCAAGAGGCCCAGAAGAGGCGCUAUUCUCCAGGAGUCCAGCGCGUAUUCCCCUACAUCUCAGCCAUGGUGAACAACGGCUCUCUCAGCUAUGAUCAUGAGCGGGAUGGGCGGCCCACAGAGCUGGGGGGCUGCACGGCCAUCGUCCGAAAUCUCCGUUAUGACACCUUCCUCGUGAUUCGCUAUGUCAAGAGGCAUCUGACGAUAAUGAUGGAUAUCGAUGGCAAGCAUGAGUGGAGGGACUGCAUUGACAUGCCUGGGGUCCGUCUCCCCCGGGGCUAUUACUUCGGCACUUCCUCCAUCACUGGGGAUCUCUCCGAUAAUCAUGACGUCAUUUCCCUGAAGUUGUUUGAGCUGACGGGAGUGAGGACCCCAGAAGAAGAAAAGCUUCAUCGGGAUGUAUUCCUGCCCUCAGUGGACAAUCUGAAGCUGCCUGAGAUGACUCCACCACCAGCGCCCCUGACUGGCCUGGCCCUCUUUCUUAUCGUCUUUUUCUCCCUGGUGUUUUCCGUGUUUGCCAUCGUCAUUGGUAUCAUACUCUACAACAAGUGGCAAGACCAGAGCCGAAAGCGCUUCUACUGAACCCUGAUGGCACCCGUCCCUCUGCGGUUUACCCGGGUCUGCGGGUCUGAGCGUGCAGCCUGGCGAGCCUGCUCACCUAGCCAGCUGUUCAGGGACUGUGUUCUGUCAUUGGGGCGGUGACCCUGCGUUCGUAUGGUCAUCCACGGGAACAUGUCACUGGCCGGAGAUGCCACCCCCAGGGCCGAGCAGCUGUGACGUGCCUUUCCCUGUGGCCCUUCCACUUAGGUAUGGAGAGACAUGGAAAAAAGCAUUAGAGCAUUGGAUAGCCACCCCAGCAUGGACUGGACACAACAAACCUCCUACUUCAUUUGUCGGUUUCGAACUAGAAAACCAGAGCUCAUAGAGUCUGGAAGCCCACUUAGUAGCUUUUACUCUUGCCCACGCCUCCUCCUACUUGAGGAGCUCCUUGGCAAUCUGGAUGGAGACUUCUGCCACACCUGCCUCUCUGUCUCCCUUCACUCACCAUCCUCUCCCUGUGCACUCGGAGCUAGGAAAGAAGUUUGCUGCUCCCAUCAGGUGGCCCCGGGGCUCUCUGCAUUAGUUCAUUGCUUCAGCCUGGGUUCUGUGCUGGGCGAACCUUGUUCCUGUCUGUCCCCGUGUCCUUAGCUUUCCUAAUCAGAGCUCUUCAGGCCCUUGGAUCGUUUGAGUAAAAGCAGUUAGAAAUCGAGAGAAGCUCGGACACCUUCACAGAGGCUGUGGGAGUAACUGUGGCGUCAUCCAGGUCCAGGUGUGCCACAGAGGGCAGCGUUUGUCUCCUCUGCCCAUGUGGAGGUGUCUCUGGACCCAGUGGAGCCUGCUUAGCUGCAUGUUUUGUUUCUCGUGAUUCUUGGGAAGUAAAAAGAAGCUUCCUUAUUCUCUGGACUUGGACAUGACCCUGAGAGGAGAUUCGGCUUCUUAAUGCGAAGAAACAGUUGCUGAUCUUGUAACGACUCUGAGAGCAAAAGACUCUGUGUCUGGAAAAGUUCUGACCACUGAGCAGCACGCACGGCUUGAGUGUGGUCCUGUGUGUGUCACCCCCUUACACUGCCUUAUUCUACAAAUGUCACAUGCUGCUCACUUACCUGCCCUGUGAUUAAAUUGGUUACAGGGUGGUCUCCCUGGAGGGCCUGAAACUGAGUUUUCUGGAUCUCUGAAGCCCAAGGAAAUUUCUUAAAGUGACUGAUGGAACCAA